Messenger RNA from Nymphaea colorata (pocket water lily), 2393 nucleotides. Its product is annotated as CBS domain-containing protein CBSCBSPB3. NCBI's taxonomy places the organism in Eukaryota, Viridiplantae, Streptophyta, Magnoliopsida, Nymphaeales, Nymphaeaceae. The transcript has 14 exons. Gene Ontology annotation, molecular function: protein binding. The coding region runs from base 320 to 1969 and encodes 549 amino acids. The record is from RefSeq and is a predicted model, not a curated record.
AGAAGCCACCACAUUUGAAAGUUGAAACUUGAAACUCGUUCUCUCUCUCUCAUCUCCCCUUUCGUUCUCUCCCUCCCUCUCUCUGAAGCUUAUUAUUGACGAGUUGGGGAGGGCGAGGGGGGAGACGCGAGGAAAGACAGGGUGGUGGUGGCGGGGGAAGGAGAAGUAAGCCGUUCCUUGCUUCCCUUCCUCGCCUCCGUCUUAUUGCUUCUCCUUGAUUCCUCUCCUACCCUUCACCCGUAGCCCUUCGACCCCUGCCAUACGUCUGUCUCACAGAAGAGGAAAAAGCAAGGCGAGAAAGGUUAAGCGGCAAAAAAGGAUGAGCGGGCAGGCGGCAGGCCCCGCGCCACCAUUGGCAUCAAGGCGGCAUCACUCCUUGAACGCGAAGCGUGCCCCCUCCGUCGUCAAGAAGGCCGUCCCUACAGAGAAUGGGACCAACGGGACCAAGCCCACCUCCCCUCCUCACCAACUCUCCUCUCUUGGUGGGGAAAGGACUGUCAAGAAGUUGAGAUUGUCGAAAGCUUUGACGAUUCCCGAGGGGACGACGGUUUCCGACGCUUGUCGCCGGAUGGCAACUCGCCGCGUUGAUGCUGUUUUGCUUACCGACUCCAAUGCUCUGCUUUCUGGAAUCGUUACAGACAAGGACAUCGCCACUCGUGUCAUAGCUGAGGGACUGAGGCCCGAGCAAACAAUAGUGUCAAAAAUCAUGACAAGGAAUCCGGUGUUUGUCAAUGCGGACUCGUUGGCUAUUGAGGCUUUGCAGAAGAUGGUUCAAGGAAAAUUUAGACACCUCCCUGUUGUAGAAAAUGGUGAAGUUAUUGCUUUAUUGGAUAUCACAAAGUGUCUAUACGAUGCUAUUUCCAAAAUGGAAAGGGCUGCUGAGAAAGGAAGUGCCAUUGCUGCUGCUGUUGAGGGGGUCGAGCGCCAAUGGGGACGCGAUUUUUCUGGUCCAUAUGCUUUCAUCGAAACACUGCGAGAGAGGAUGUUUAAGCCUUCAUUAUCAACAAUCGUCACAGAUAAUACAAGGGUUGCAACUGUGUUGCCUUCAGAUCCUGUCUAUGUUGCCACAAAAAGAAUGCGAGAAUUUCGCGUCAACUCUGUGAUUAUUGUCAAUGGGAACAAACCUCAGGGGAUUCUUACUUCAAAGGAUGUGCUUAUGCGAGUUGUGGCUCAAAAUCUAUCUCCUGAACUAACCCUUGUAGAAAAGGUGAUGACACACAAUCCUGAGUGUGCAACGCUGCAAACAACAAUACUUGAUGCAUUGCAUAUCAUGCAUGAUGGGAAAUUCUUGCACUUACCUGUUGUUGACAAAGAUGGAUGCCCCGUCGCUUGUGUGGAUGUCCUACAGAUAACACAUGCUGCAAUUUCAAUGGUUGAAGGAAGUGCUGGGGCUGUCAAUGAUGUGGCAAAUACAAUGAUGCAGAAAUUCUGGGAUUCAGCUCUCGCACUUGAGCCACCAGAAGAUGAAUUUGAAACACAAAGUGACGUUUCUGGUUUCAUGGCAUCAGAUGGUGCUGAAACCUCGAGGUCCACAUAUCCAUCCCUUGGACUUGGAAACAACUUUACCUUUAAGUUUGAAGACCGGAAUGGCCAUGUACAUCGUUUCAAUUGUGGAUCUGAGAGUCUAGGUGAGCUUGUUUCGGCCGUCAUGCAGAGGAUAGGUUGUGAUGUUGAUCAAUCACAUAGGCCCCAGCUUUUGUAUGAAGAUGAUGAGGGUGAUCGGGUUCUUCUUACCAAUGAUAGUGAUCUUGCUGGUGCUAUCAGCCAUGCCAGGUUAGCUGGAUUGAAGGUUCUGAGACUGCGACUGGAAUACCCAUCCCUGCCGGAGCUUCCAAUGUCGGGGCAUCCAUCAGACUUGGGCACCCACCAAAGAGGUCAACGUGCAUAUCUUCUGUCUGGUGUUAUUGUUGGGGCAGCCGUAGUAACCGGGAUUGGUUUGAUGGUCUACUUGAGGAGAUCUAACUCAUGAAAACCAAGCGUCGUCCACCCAAUCAAGCAUCAGUUGUAUUUUCUGGUACUUCAACGCAGGGCUACUCGACAGAUUUAUUCUGUUUAGCUGAUGAUCAUGCGCUAUGCUGGGGCGCCGUGGUGGGAGUUACAGAUCACCUCAAGCUGGGACACCAAUGUUCACAAAGACCGCAUAAUAGUAGCUAUUUAUAGGCACUUAGAGUGCCACUGUGUGAUUUACUUUCAUGUAUCAGAGGCUUUAUCAGGCCAACUAUACAAGUGCAAACCAAAAGCUUUUGUGUUGCACUGAUAUAUUUGUGCAGGUGAAAAGUAAUUAUGUGGUUUCAGUGCAACUGGUCCUCUUAAAUUAGGCGUGUUCCACUCAAAUUUUGUAUUUGGUUUCUGGUUAAACAUGAAAGAAGAAAAUAUAUUAACUUGUCAGAUAA